UUUCUGUAAUUAUUAUUUCAAUUCAAUGACGGUGAUUACGUUUCACCUUCUUUCUCCCACCACCACAUAUCCACCGGCCACCGCCACUUAGAUCGCCGACGCUCUCAGCCGCAACCACCAUUCCAAUCCCUACUUCACCACCGAAGCGUAACACAACAGAGGCAUUAUUGAAUCUUAACCAUGAGGAGAACUGGCUUUCACAGGAGACAAAGCGGAGGAGGAGGCUCAGGAUUCAAAGGAAUGAUCGUGAAGUUGUCGGUUGCUGCUGUGGUGCUCUUGAUCUGCACGCUCUCAUUGUUCUUCUCCUCAACAGGAACUUCUUCCAAUCUUCAAUCCAACUAUCGCUCCGAGAUCCGUUUAGAAGAGCUUUGGAGCAACGCAGGUUCCGGAAGUUGGCGGCCGUCGUCUGCUCCGAGAACUCAUUGGGCCCCUCCUCCGACUGAGAGCAACGGCUAUUUGCGUGUUCGAUGUAAUGGUGGCCUGAAUCAGCAGCGUAGUGCGAUCUCUAAUGCUGUUCUUGCUGCGCGAAUCAUGAAUGCUACACUUGUGCUACCUGAGUUGGAUGCAAACUCCUUUUGGCAUGAUGACAGUGGUUUCCAUGGUAUCUAUGAUGUUGAACAUUUCAUCAAAACACUGAGGUAUGAUGUAAAGAUUGUUGAAAGCAUUCCAGAAAAUCAGAAAAAUGGCAAAAAGAAGAAAAUAAAGCCAUUUCAGCUUCGUCCUCCUAGAGAUGCUCCUGUAAGUUGGUAUACUACUGAUGCUCUGAAGAAAAUGAAGGAACAUGGUGCCAUCUAUCUUACUCCCUUUUCACAUCGCUUAGCUGAAGAAAUUGACAAUCCUGAGUACCAAAGGUUGAGGUGUAGAGUCAACUAUCAUGCUUUAAGAUUUAAGCCACAUAUCGUGAAGUUAAGUCAAUCAAUAGUUGAAAAGCUACGCGAACAAGGUCCCUUCAUGUCCAUACAUCUUCGGUUUGAGAUGGACAUGUUGUCAUUUGCUGGAUGCUUCGAUAUAUUUACACCUGAGGAGCAAAAGAUUUUGAAGAAGUACCGAAAAGAAAAUUUUGCACCUAAAAGACUUGUCUAUAAUGAAAGAAGGGCUAUUGGGAAAUGCCCGUUGACUCCUCAGGAGGUUGGUCUUAUUUUGCGUGCAUUGGGUUUUGACAAUUCUACCAGGAUAUAUCUUGCAGCUGGUGAAUUGUUCGGCGGGGAUCGAUUUAUGAAACCAUUUCGAAGUUUGUUCCCUCGACUCGAGAAUCAUUCUUCUGUUGAAAACUCUGAAGAGCUUGCUGAAAACACUAGGGGAUUGGCUGGUUCUGCUGUGGAUUACAUGGUCUGUCUUCUUUCUGACAUUUUCAUGCCAACUUAUGAUGGCCCAAGCAACUUUGCCAACAAUCUCCUUGGACAUCGCCUUUACUAUGGCUUCCGGACUACUAUCAGACCUGAUAGAAAAUCUCUUGCCCCUAUCUUCAUCGAUAGGGAGAAUGGGCAGACGGCUGGUUUUGAGGAAGCUGUUAGGAAAGUCAUGCUCAAAACAAACUUUGGAGAACCUCACAAGCGUGUUUCUCCAGAGUCUUUCUACACUAAUUCUUGGCCUGAAUGCUUCUGCCAAAUAUCCGCACAGAACCCUGCAGACAAAUGUCCCCCAAAUGACAUUUUAAAUAUUAUGAACGACGAAUUACAGAAAACAGAGACCGACACAAAUUCUACAAUAUCCUGAGCCAAGUUGUGUGGCAUUGGGCUAAUGGUUCUUCAACUCUGCAGUAAUGAACUGCUGUGGGCCAAAGCGAAAAGGAAUGAAGUCCUAUUACUGGAGCUCCAGAUUUGCAGGUGAUCAUUUUUGUCUCAAAUGAUUUACUUUACCGAGGGAAUGAUGUGGUUAGACAUCGAGAAUUCAAGGUGCUGAUUGGUAUAUUUGCAUUCUUUAGCUUCAUGUAGACAAUAGGAGGAAGAUCACACGGAUUGGAUAGAAAGCGGGGUAUGUAACUGGAGUUAUAUUUUUCAGCAAAAAUCAACUAAAAUUGUAAUUGUUCUUCAAUCUGUCAUAGAAAGGCACUUCUAGUUACCUAGGGAAGGAUGAAAACUCUGGCAGAGUUAUGGUAUAGAUCUUUGGAGUGCUGGAAAAAACCAGAUGUGCUAAAUUUAUGUUCUUUUAUUUAUUUAAUCUUUUUUUGGGGUUGCCAUGAAAAUGAACUUGUUCAAGUAUUUCCACAA
This is a messenger RNA of Glycine soja, 2210 nucleotides long. Its product is annotated as O-fucosyltransferase 1-like. The coding region runs from base 181 to 1716 and encodes 511 amino acids. The transcript is spliced from 9 exons. Gene Ontology annotation, cellular component: endosome; trans-Golgi network; cytoplasm. The record is from RefSeq and is a predicted model, not a curated record. Lineage: Eukaryota; Viridiplantae; Streptophyta; Magnoliopsida; Fabales; Fabaceae.